UACCUCUUCUUGCUUGCUGUGUUGCUGUUGGGGCUUGUGGGAAAUAGACAUGGAAACUGAUGCGCUGUCUCUGUGUCCCUGGUGUCUUCUAUCAACUUUGAUAAGCAUGGCAAACCGAUAACACGGUGUGAAUCGCCAUGUCAGAUCUUCUGCUCGGAGAAAUGGAGGAGCGCACUCUGCACCAGCCGACCAAGGACGCGGGGCACGGCAGGAGUUUCCUUUUGGUGGACGAAAACGAGAAGCUGCAGGUACGGGAUGAGCUGGAUUUCCUGGAGAGGCUGGACUGCCAGGCGGUGGAGGGGGUCAAGGUGCUCUCCAUCUUCGGGAACACGGGCGAUGGGAAGUCCCACACGCUGAACCACUGCCUGUUCGGGGGAGAGGAGGUGUUCCCCACCUCACCCCUGCAGGACUCCUGCACCGUGGGUGUGUGGGCGGCCUUCGAGCCUGCGCUGGGGCUGGUGGCGCUGGACACGGAGGGGCUCCUGGGCGCCAGCAGCAGCCAGAACCAGCGCAUGCGACUGCUGCUCAAGGUGCUGGCGGUGUCGGACGUGGUGGUCUACCGCACGCGGGCCGAGCGGCUGCACAACGACAUGUUCCAGUUCCUGGGCAGCGCCUCCAGCGCCUACCUGCGCCACUUCACCCGCGAGCUCCGUGCCCUGUCAAGCCGCUGCGGGCUAGAGGUUCCCCUGUCCAGCCUGGGCCCAGCCGUCAUCGUCUUCCAGGAGACCUCCAGCACCAGGCUGCUCGGCUGGGAGAGCAGCACGCCCGGUCAAGCGGACAUCCUGCUGCAGAAGCGCUUCCACGAGCUGGGGCUGUCCACCGAGGCGUUCUGCUCCGUGCAGUACGUGGGCACGCAGACCGUCAGCUCCCCCACAGACUACUCGGGGCUGCUGAGCGCCCUCAAACAGCAAGUGAGGAACACAGCCACGCGCUCGCCCAGACCCCCUGCCAUCGUCUACAGCGCACUGCAGGCUCUGAGUGAUCGGUUCAGCGGAGAGAUCUCGGUUGAGAAAGUCAAUCUGUACUGUUUCUUCCCUGACGAGUAUUUCACCUGCUCCUCUGUCUGUCUGAGCUGUGGGGUGCGUUGUAAGAAUGGCAUGAAUCACCUGAGAGACAACAUUCCUCACCUGGCUGAGGGCCUGUGCCAGUAUGCACACCAGUACAACAACAAGGUGCUCAUCUGUAAGAAAUGCUACGAAGGAGGCAGGGAGGUGAUUGUGAUCCCUAAAACAUCAGCGUCCAAUGAGAAUCCCUGGUUUGGACUGGCUGUGUAUGCCUGGUCAGGGUACGUGCUGGAGUGCCCUUGCUGUGGGAUUAUCUACCGCAGCCGGCAGUACUGGAUUGGGAACCAGGAUCCGGAGAGCUGCGUGGUGCGGCCCGAGGUCAAGCACGUCUGGCCCGGGAGCGAGACGUUCUUGACGGACCAUCGGAACGCAGCGCAGCGCAUGUUGGACGGGAUGAACUUUGUGAUCCAGUCUGUCUCUGAUUACAGCUCAGGACCCACCAAAGCUGUCACAGCCUGGAUCACUGACCAGGUGGCGCCACCCUACUGGAGACCAAAUGCAGACAUUACUGCCUGCUCGGGGUGUGAAAAGCUGUUUGAAGAGCCCGAGAGGAAGCACCACUGCCGGGCCUGUGGGGAGGGCUUCUGCCAGGCCUGCUCCAGCAAGACCAUGCCGGUGCCGGAGAGGGGCUGGGGCAGCGCGCCCGUCCGUGUCUGCGAUUCCUGCUACCGCCAAGGAGGAGGGGGGAGCGAUGUUUCCAGAACUGAGCCGGUGGGUCUGAUGGCUCGCAAGGUGACAGAGGUGGCUCAGAGCACGGUGGACUUUGUUUCUACUGCGAUAGACUAUCCACUUGGUUUCAUUAAGGGAGUGGCCCGGCCUGACUACUGGGUUCCAGACCACGAGAUCCAACAAUGUGGGCACUGCAGUAAAGCGCUCUUCCCCAGGAUGUCAAAACACCAUUGCCGGGCCUGCGGGGGCGGGUUCUGUGCCCAGUGCUCGAGCGCGCGGCGCCCGGUGCCAUCCCGCGGCUGGGACCACCCUGUGCGGGUCUGCACCCACUGCAGCCAGAACAAAGGGGAGCUGUAGGCAAGCCACUCGGGCACUUUCAUUAGCUUUCCUUUUUAAAGCGAGUCAGAUUUUCUAUUGCUGUUGAUAGGCCCGUGGACUAGUUGUUCAGAUGCAUUGGGGGGUGUGUUUUCUUUUGAAAUACAAAACUCUUUAGAUUCUGCACAUGCUGAAUUUAAUAAUAUUGUUUCUUGGUGCAAGCAAAAAAUUGGAAGCAGACUAAAAGUAAAGGCACUCGAGUUGUCGUAAUUGUGCAAUCAGGGGUUCUGAUUUUCCAAUAAAAACACUUGCCUGUGCUUGGUGCCGUUCAGUGUUUGGCUGCAAUAGAGGGAAGGUGAACACUGUAAUUCCUGUCUGUUAGGUUUUUUUAUUUGAGCAGUUUGCAGGACGCCUCCAAAUAAACAGGACGUGAAAAAAUAAACGCAGAAAAUGGUGUACCAGCUAGAAAAAGUUUGAGAAACCAUGAAAAGGGACACAUCUGAAGUUAUGGAUGAUUUAUUUUCAAGAACAUUCAAUCAGAAUUCAUAGGUAAAAAUAAAUAAACAGGCAAACGUUCGUUCACUGAAGGCGGCAAAGUUUUCUACUUGACACAACUUUCUAGUUUUACCUGGGGGUGGUACUUGUACCUUUUUAAGAAGUAUUCAAUAAAUCCAUGCAUUAAUGUGUAGAUUGAUUUUCAGUGUCAUUUAUGGCUUAGGUACGGCACUCCGGAUGAGAGGAAAAUUCGCUUCCAAUCAGCUUUAAAACACGCAAUGCAGAAGUUAAUUGCCAUUGAUUGGUACUCUGUUGUAAAGAUGAGGGAAGGACCGCUUUUGUUUUGAAAUCAACACAUUCAUUGAUCUAAUACUUGCUGAUUUAAACACUACUUAAAGGUGAUUCUGAAUGUCAGCACACCCUAGUUUUGACCUUAUCUGGCAUAUCCUGGUCGUGCAGAGUUUCUUAUCUUUGCUUCAGUCAGUGUAGCAUUGCACUCCCUCUCAAGUCCAGGAUAAAUCUGAGAUUGAUUAGCAUCACUGUGCCACAGCACCCCCUAGUGGUCAGGCUCAAGGCUUGGCCAAGCAGAGAAUGGCUGCAUGUUCACCAGGGCUCAGCACUGUUUCAGUUGGUUUGGUGAAAAGAUGCGGCUGACUUUUAGAAUCUAAUUCUAAAAGUCUUUAAUCUUUAAUGCUAGAAUCUGGAGACAGUGUGUGAACCCACUGUGCACUUCUGGGGCUCUGAUUCCAAUGCAUUUAUAUAAUCCGGGCAACAACAGGUUUUGCCAUAGACACGACUCCCAGCACAGUUAACAAAAUAGAAAACACAAUGAACACAAAAUUAGGAAGUGGUUAACUAGUUAAUCAUUGUACAGCGAUUAAAACAAGAACUGCUUUGGAUAAUCCAUUUCUAUGUACAUAGUAAUUAGUAUGUAUUAAUAAUAAUAAUAAUAAUAUUAUUAUGCACCUUUCUUUUUCCAGCUUUGGUAUAUAAAUAGUCAUCUGUAUAUUUUUACCUAAGUGUAAGAA
Molecule: messenger RNA, 3571 nt
Organism: Polyodon spathula (Mississippi paddlefish)
Lineage: Eukaryota; Metazoa; Chordata; Actinopteri; Acipenseriformes; Polyodontidae
Product: zinc finger FYVE domain-containing protein 1-like
Exons: 11
Coding region: 138-2090 (650 amino acids)
Molecular function (GO): metal ion binding
Source: RefSeq, a predicted model, not a curated record